Boeremia exigua is the source of this 2879-nucleotide messenger RNA. RefSeq lists its product as uncharacterized. The record is from RefSeq and is a predicted model, not a curated record. Lineage: Eukaryota; Fungi; Ascomycota; Dothideomycetes; Pleosporales; Didymellaceae. The transcript has a single exon. Bases 153 to 2723 code for a protein of 856 amino acids.
CCGUGCCGAACAUUCAACCCAGACAACACAGCUUACAAUCACGCACCCGCCACCUUCUCACACGCGGUCUCGACGCGCUCGAAUCGAUUACACACCGAGGUGAUUACUUCACCGUGCAUCGCAGCCAGAUUGUUAUUCUGCUUAACGUAGCUAUGACUACUACUGCACAAGCUGUCCCAGCCCUUGAGGUCUCUGCACCAGACGACAAUAUGGAUGUGCUGUCCGACACAGGCUUCGAUUUCGGCGAUGGCGACAUUGAUCUCGAUCUGGAUACUGCACCCUCGGUACAGGAUGACGAUAUGUCACUUAACGACGUGGCGACAGAUGAUGUUGUCGAUAUGGAAGAGCCGCCUGCUGAUCAAGACGAUUUCAUGGUUGACCAUGGCGACCUGAUUGAGGAAGACGAUACAUACAACGACAGCGGCGCUACCGCAUCAGCAGCAGUGUCACAGACUAUAGAUCAGGGCGCAGAUACUUUCGAAGCAGAUAUGCUUGCGCCACCAGAUGAAGAUCUGAUCGACUAUUCGGACGAUGAGGCACAACAGCAGGUCAAGAUGCACAGCCCUUCGGUGCAUGAUGAUGAAGAAUUGCAAGCUUCCUACGAUGCUGAGAUUGCACCUGUGCCCGUCAACGACCAAAAUCAGGAUGACAAGGCGCAGGGACAUGCGCAGCCAGUCGAGUCCACUGAGAAUUUCCAUCGUGAAGCACCAAUUCAAGAAGAUGCCGUCGCGGAGAGCUUUGAAACAACAGAGACGAAUCCUGAGUAUCAACCAGUGGAUGCAGAGUUGUCGCACGAAGCCAAUGAGGAUAAUCAUGUGCAUGUCGACGACGGUGGUGUCCCGCUUCCAACAGAUGAACAGUCGUACUCACACUCUGAUAAUGCCAUCGCUGAACAGCAAGAAAUCACUGAACAGCAAGAAGGACUGCAACAAAAUGCAACCGAUGGUAGUGGGAGUACCCAUCAACUCGUCCAGCAGAUCGAGCUGCGACCAGUGACCGUGAAUUACGCAGGCAACGAACUGUGGCUUUUCAAAGGGCAUGAUCUCGAGGAAAGCGGUGAUUUCCUGCUUGAAGAUAUGUCCGUCGCUAAGUCUAGCAUGUCGGAUCUUUUUCAAGCUUGCAGAUUGUCCCUCGGUGACGAUGUUUCCGGCGAACACGAGAUAGGCUUUCGAUUCGACCAUUUGCACAACCUAGAGCUCUAUGAAGACAACACUGCAUGUGUAGCUGUGUCUCUAGAGCGCUUGGUUGAUCUGUAUCACACGUUACAGGCACAGGAUGACAACGAGGACCCUGAGUGUUUUUACGUCACUUUGCAGUUCCGUCCACGAUUUGCCACACUGCUCGCUGACGUAGCGCAAUAUGCUGAGCAGGGUAGUGGUUACUCGGCCUUGGACGCUGCGGUGGCAGCCGGCGAGACGCACUUCUCGAAUGUGUUCUCCAGUGCAUCGACCGAGCAUGAACACGUAGAGUGGGACGACGAAGAAAAUGAAGACGAAGAUGCAAGCUCGCCUGAUUCUGAUCACAGCACUGCACCAGAGCGAGUGGAGGCUAUUGGACAGAAUGAACAGCCUCAUAAUGAAGCAGAGGAUGAACAAGAAGAACAUGAAGACGACUCCAGUCAAGAGCAGCAACAGGGCGUCGACUUGAAAGAUGCGUGGCAUGAGACCCCUGGCACUCAGGAUGAUGAAUCUUUUCUUGCACAAGAGAGUGCUGACUUCGAUCCUCCGAAGAGCUCAGCCCCCGAAGUAUCCAACGAAGACGUAGAGACAGCACCCGACUCUGCACCUGCAACAGCCGAACGAGACGGGUCUGAACCACUGGAUAAGAGGACCCCCGAUCAGAUUGCGCACGAUAAGCAGGAGGCAGACGACUUUGUUGACUACAGUGAUGAUGAAGAUGAUCAAGAGACCAAGUCCGUGCCAGCGGAAGAGCCCUCUCCGUCCUCGUCUACCGUGCAAGGAGACGAACCUACAGAUACUCAAGAGCCGAGUCCCGUUCUUGAGCGCGACAGCCAGGAUGAUGCAAACGCUGCUGGGGCCUUCUUCGAUGGGAAUGACGACGACACCACUCUGCUUGCUCAAACACAAUAUGGUGAUGAUUCAAACCACUAUGCCUUCCAAGAUUACACAGAGACAUACGAGCAAGGUGAUCUCUUCCAGGACUAUCAAGCAGAUGGUACUGGAGGGGAUCUAUUUGAUGCCAACGAUGCCGGGAACGGCAACGCUAACCAAGACUUCUCCGAUUACAACUUCCAGGGCUUGGAUGGAGAAGUCAACUUAGGUUUUGACGAGCAGCCACUGGACGAAGCCGAUCACGACGAUCAUGGUAACGAGACCUUCGAGACUAUUGAGGAUGUCUCACAUGCCGAUGCUCUUCUAGACCUCGACAAUGCUCCUGAGUGGGCGAUCGACACUGACCCGGCUCCAAACUCUACAGGGGAGAAUGUGGUCCUUUUGCAUGAUGACGACACCAUUCAUGGUGACGAUGAGGGUAGCACGGUUGGACAGCUUGCGACCGAAACGUCGCCGACUGGAGCCCUUGCAUUGAUCUCGUCAAAUGACAACGAACUAUCUUCCCCGCAAGGACAAAAGAGGUCGAUUGACGAGAUCGGCGAUGGGGCUGAUGAUACUGUUCACUCUGCGGGUAUGAUCUCACGCUCAUCGUGCAAGAGACGUUCCAAUGCUAACAUCUGCUUGCCAGAUGCCAAAAGACCAAGAGUUUGAAACCCGCCACUCUCGAAGUUUUUCGAACGCCUUUCGACUACUAAUACUUAGCUCUCCCUUUCACGACCAUUUGCUAUCUUACUCGGAUGAGGCUCAGCAAUGACAAUCUCUUGGCCCGUGCGAACUACUGGCACAGUCUAAUGUCGAGAUUGAGUC